AUGUGCUCGGCCGGGGAGCUGCUCCGGGGCGGCGGCGGCGGCGGGGAGCGCGAGGAGGACGGGGCCGCGCGGGCGGCGGGGCCGGAGCGCGAGUCCGGGGCGAGUCCGCGGCGGCGCGGGCGGCGGCCGCAGGACCGGCGCGAGCAGGAUAAUGAAGAUAUACAAAACCACCCUGGAGAGCCUAAUGGAGAUCACUAUAAAAAGAUGGGAACACUCUUUGGCGAACUGAAUAAAAACCUCCUCAACAUGGGCUUCACACGGAUGUAUUUUGGAGAAAGAAUUGUGGAACCAGUAAUAGUCAUUUUCUUCUGGCUUAUGUUGUGGUUCCUUGGCCUGCAAGCCCUUGGACUAGUUGCUGUUCUCUGCCUAGUCAUUAUUUAUGUGCAACAGUAAAAUCUGGCCGGAUGAACUGUUGUUUGACAUUUGGUUGCCAUAGAUGUAAUUGGUGAAGUUAUAUAUUGCAUUACAUGAAAGCCGAAAAAUUUGCCUUGUUUCAAAUUGUGUGCUGUUUUGUAACGAAAUUUUUAAGUGGAUGUUGUUUAAAAUUAAACUCAAUUCUUGAUUAUAACAGGGUUUAAUAUACAUUUUGUAGCUUAUUCAAAACUCUUGUUUUACCACUGUGAUCUGUGCCCAUUUUUAAAGCCCCCUAGUUCCCAGGCCAAAGUUUAAAUAACACCACCAAACAGUGAGCAGGAAAAAUAACAAAAUAUGGAUUUCAAAUUGGACAAUAUUGGUCUUGGAAAGAGCUCUAAUGAAACAUUUUAGAAUGACUGGGGAUCUAAUUGAAGAACCCACCAAAUAAUCCAAUAUAAUUUGGGGAAUUUUUGGAUUUCUAUUGUUCCUGCUCACUUCAAAUAGUAUAAAUGAUACUACUCUAUACUACCUUAAUAUUUUGAAAAAAAUAAAGGUGAUACAUUUUUCUAAAGAAAAGCUAUAUAUAUAUAUUUAUGACUGCUAAGGAAACUUCCCAAGUUAAAUGAACAUUUUUAUAAUGUAACACUUGGGCCUGGAAUCAAUUGAGUAUAUUAUUUGAAGUUUUAGACAAUUUUGGUGCUAAUUCUUUUUGAGAACUUUUGAAGUCUGAUAAGCCAGUUCCAUAGUUGGCCGCACCCUAUGGUAAUGGUUUAUUUUAUUGUGUCAAAGAAGUUGCAUAUUUUUUCCUGAGGGACAUGUAUUUCUUUUUUCAAAAAUUUACAUUUUAUAGUUCUUUUAUAACAAUUCUAAGAUUUAAAAAAUUUAUUUCUUGUCUUGGCAGGAAUUUUUUUCCUCAAAAAUUGAUUUGUAUUAUGGCUGAAAUACUUUACUAUUCUUUUAAGAAAAAGAUGUGUUCAUUUUCUUUAAUACCUAUAUUGGAAAGUAAAGUAUUAUUACUAUGUGAAACCAAAUGCUUAAAUUUGGAACUUACCAGCCAAUUGUAAUAAUAUUCCUGGAAGGCUAAAACCAUGUCAGUAGUUGGUCAGCCAUGUUACUAAAUAUGUUUUAAUUCAGCACUUUGGGUUUUAUAUUAAAAUAAGUGUUCCUUUAAAUACACUUUUAAAAUGGAAAAUGGCUUAGUGAAUUUUUGGAAUUUCUUGGAGAACUUAAAAUUUUCACACUUUUGUCUUAAAGACUUUCUACAACAGACAAAGGAGAGGUGGUUAAGAUAAUCAUAUAAAAAUUAUGGUCAUAUAAGAGGUAAAUGGAACGAUGGGGCACAUUUAUCUUUGGCGGAGUAAUAACUAGAAUGUCAAGUGUUUACUAUUUCACUUAGUGAAGAUUUUUUCCCAAUCUCUCUUUUAAAAAUUUAUUCCAUAAUUUCUCAAUGUCUUCCAUUCUAUAGUCAAAAAUUAACCAAAAAAUGUUCAAUUCAGAUUUCUAAAAUCAAAUAAUCCUAAACAAAUUACCAGCGAGAAGGCACUCAAGAGUAUUAUAUAUUUGUAGAAAUAGAGACCCAUUAAAGCUUCACUUAAAGACUUUAUACGUGUUUUUAUUGGGUUUACAAUAUUUCUACAGUAACCUUUUUAAAGUUGGCAUAAGGCCAGCUUACUUGAAAAGGUGUCUUCAUUUGUGUACAGAAGAAUUGAGACCUUUCAAUGGAAGUCAUAAGAUUACAAAUGGGGCCUGGUGGCGCAAGGGGUUAAGAUGCAACUUAUGAAGCUAUCGGCAGCCACUGCAUCACGAGUUCGAUCCCCAGCCAGGGAGAUGCCCACAUGGCGCAGCAGACCUCUAUUGACAUGCUCGCUGCUCCCCUCAGCAGUAUAUUUCAGUACAUCUGCCUGUCUUUGGUGAAUCCUCUCACCACCCCGAACCCCACCUCUGGACUGUGCCCCAGUUCUUGUAUGCAUAAAUAAAUAAAUCUUUUUUCAAAAGAUUAUAAAUGAAUAUCUGCCUUAAAUAUUAAAAAGUGCAUUCUUUAAUGCUACAGGGAGUUUUAAUUUCCCUUUCCAAUAUAAAAGAGACAAAUGUGCACGGUAACAGCUCUGAUCCCACCAGUCCCUAAUGUUGAGAUUAUUUUAAAGUAAGUUUGAAUAGUAGUUAUUUAGUGCACUGCUAGUUACAUGUAUCUGUUUGCUGCUGUUAACAGGAUAUAUAUUAAAUCAUAUAAAGAAGAGAGGUAUUUUGCUGCUGUUCUUUCUACAUAUAUUAUUGGCUAGAGUAGUAUACCAUCAAACUUUUUGCUUUGAUAGGGAAAAAAAGCAAGUUUUGCUUAUUUGAAAGGAAUAAAAUAUUUU
This is a messenger RNA of Talpa occidentalis (Iberian mole), 2711 nucleotides long. It is a transcript of the gene FAM241A, whose product is annotated as family with sequence similarity 241 member A. The record is from RefSeq and is a predicted model, not a curated record. NCBI's taxonomy places the organism in Eukaryota, Metazoa, Chordata, Mammalia, Eulipotyphla, Talpidae. The coding region runs from base 1 to 393 and encodes 130 amino acids. The transcript has 2 exons. Gene Ontology annotation, cellular component: intracellular membrane-bounded organelle.